Arabidopsis thaliana (thale cress) is the source of this 1906-nucleotide messenger RNA. It is a transcript of the gene BASS2, whose product is annotated as Sodium Bile acid symporter family. The record is from RefSeq and is marked reviewed. The coding region runs from base 273 to 1502 and encodes 409 amino acids. Gene Ontology annotation, cellular component: chloroplast envelope; membrane. NCBI's taxonomy places the organism in Eukaryota, Viridiplantae, Streptophyta, Magnoliopsida, Brassicales, Brassicaceae. The transcript has 13 exons.
AAUUAGGUUCUGUUCGAAAACACAUCGGAAAUGACGACAGGAAAAAAAAAAAAAAACACACACACAUCGACGUAGUUGUAGUAGAAUCGAUCCAAAAAUGUUAAGUAGAUAUUUUCCAGAUAGGAUUGUUGAUGAAAGGGGCAGAUGAAGAAUGUGUGGCUCUCCUCUCUUUCACAACACUCCACAAAACCCUUUGUCUCCUCCUCAUUUGGAGAUGUCACUAACUCAUCUUCUCUGAUUCACCAACAUCCUAAAACCCUUUUGAUCAAAACAUGGCUUCCAUUUCCAGAAUCUUACCAACAGAUGGCAGAUUAAGUCAAUGCAGAAUCAACACCUCGUGGGUUCCUUCUACAACCAGAACUCAAACUCACUUAGAUUUUCCCAAGUUAGUUUCUGUUAGUAACUCUGGGAUAAGUUUGAGGAUUCAGAAUAGUAAACCUAUUAGCCCUGUCUUUGCUCUUGAAGCAACUUCCUCCAGGAGGGUUGUUUGCAAAGCUGCUGCUGGUGUGUCAGGUGACUUACCUGAGAGUACUCCUAAGGAACUUAGUCAGUAUGAGAAGAUUAUUGAGCUUUUGACAACCCUUUUUCCACUUUGGGUUAUUUUGGGAACACUUGUUGGCAUCUUCAAGCCAUCCUUGGUUACAUGGUUGGAAACAGAUCUCUUUACUCUAGGUCUUGGAUUUCUUAUGCUUUCCAUGGGUUUGACUCUUACGUUUGAAGAUUUCAGAAGAUGUUUACGUAAUCCAUGGACGGUGGGUGUUGGUUUUCUUGCUCAAUAUAUGAUCAAGCCAAUUCUAGGUUUUCUCAUUGCAAUGACUCUUAAGCUUUCGGCACCUCUUGCGACUGGCCUUAUCCUAGUCUCAUGCUGCCCUGGAGGACAGGCGUCAAACGUUGCUACUUACAUUUCCAAGGGGAAUGUAGCGCUCUCUGUACUCAUGACAACGUGUUCAACCAUUGGGGCUAUUAUAAUGACUCCUCUUCUUACUAAGCUUCUUGCUGGUCAGCUUGUUCCCGUUGACGCUGCUGGACUUGCUCUUAGUACGUUCCAAGUAGUGUUGGUUCCUACCAUAAUUGGAGUUCUGGCAAAUGAGUUCUUUCCUAAAUUUACGUCUAAGAUCAUAACAGUGACGCCUCUAAUCGGAGUCAUUCUGACUACUCUGCUCUGUGCCAGCCCUAUUGGACAAGUUGCAGAUGUUUUGAAAACCCAAGGAGCUCAACUUAUACUCCCGGUGGCACUCCUUCAUGCUGCAGCCUUUGCUAUUGGCUAUUGGAUUUCAAAGUUUUCUUUCGGCGAGUCCACUUCGCGUACCAUUUCUAUAGAAUGUGGAAUGCAAAGUUCAGCGCUCGGGUUCUUGCUUGCACAAAAGCAUUUCACAAACCCUCUAGUUGCUGUUCCUUCUGCAGUCAGUGUUGUCUGUAUGGCGCUUGGCGGGAGCGGCCUGGCCGUGUUCUGGAGAAACCUACCGAUUCCGGCAGAUGACAAGGAUGACUUCAAAGAGUAAAUGAAGUAGGAAAGGCGGUUUGCAUCUUCUCCAAACGAUGUGAUUGUUUUGUUGUAAUGUUAGUAAACAUUACAAAAUUUGUGUUGAAAAACAUGAAACAAAAUGUGUUUAAGAGACAUAGAAACAAGGGCGUGCAUGAUGACAACUUUGUGGUCAACCUUUUUUUUAUUUCUCAAUUAAUGGACAAAUCUUUUUUGGCACACCUUCUCCAAAUUUUGAAUCUAAGUUUCAGAUUGGGAUUAGCGUUGUUCCCGGAAUCCUGUCUACUCUCACAAUGCACUCCCUCAUUUCCAGCCAUGACUUCUCUUAGCUCAUAUACGUCUUUUGUCAGCAAUGAUAAGUUUUGAUGUUUUUAGCAUUAGGUGGUUUUGGUGAAUUUUCAUUUUAAAUUAGAUUUGAGUGUU